Messenger RNA from Loxodonta africana (African savanna elephant), 5249 nucleotides. RefSeq names its product protein phosphatase, Mg2+/Mn2+ dependent 1F (gene PPM1F). Gene Ontology annotation, cellular component: nucleus; cytosol. NCBI's taxonomy places the organism in Eukaryota, Metazoa, Chordata, Mammalia, Proboscidea, Elephantidae. The coding region runs from base 572 to 1702 and encodes 376 amino acids. The record is from RefSeq and is a predicted model, not a curated record. The transcript has 7 exons. Gene Ontology annotation, molecular function: cation binding; protein serine/threonine phosphatase activity. Gene Ontology annotation, biological process: peptidyl-threonine dephosphorylation; negative regulation of protein kinase activity.
GAGUGCAGAUGGGAGAGGGGUGAGGCAAGGAGGGCGAGAAGGAGCAUGGCCCAGGCAGUGGCAGCAGCAGGAGUGGAUGACCUGCCCCCGCUGGGGUGGACUGGGCUGAGAAAAUGGGUGUCCUCCCAGAGGACUGCAAGGGGCAUGGGCCCCAGUGCAAGCGGGUUUUGGUUAUGGUGGGGGUGUUGUUGCGAGCAAAAUGCCCAGAACAAAGAGGACUUGUGUGAGUUGGAGCAGGUUCCGCGAGGAGGUGGCAAGCCAGAGUCUGGCUGGGACAGAGCUCCAGGCCUGAGCCCAAAGUGAUGGGGUUGGCAGAGAGCCCGGUCAGGCCCAAGGGGAUAGUGCCGCUGCUAGCCAUACCCAGCGCCGGGAGCUCCCAUGGGCUUCUUGGACCCCGAGGGACUAGAAACGGUCCAUGAAUCCACUUAAAGCACCUUAAAAUGUAGUGUUCUAAAAAUCUCAUAUUUUCCAGCCUUCCUAGCGGACUUAACUUUCAGCGUUUUUUGUUCCUUUCUAGCGUUAUUUUUUGCACACAGACAGGAGUUUUCAUCGGUAUGGUCAUGGCAUAAACAUGAGGGCUCCGCUGGUGCUGGCCUCAGCCCUGGCCUAUGCGUCCGUUUCCCAGCUGCUGCAGAUGGAUCUCUCAGAGUUCAGGAAGCCACCCGGGCACGAGGAGGAGGAGGAGGGUGACGAGGAAGAGGACAAGGCCCGUGUGACCCUGCUGGAUGCCGGGGACCUGGCACGGAGCUUCUUUACCCAGCUCUGGAAUGUGUGUAGCCAGUGGCAGAAACAGGUGCCAUCAGCUGCCAGUACUCCCCAGCGACAGUGGCUGGUCUCUGUCCACGCCAUCCGGAACACACGCCGCAAGAUGGAGGAUCGGCAUGUGUCAAUGCCGGCAUUCAACCAGCUCUUCGGCCUGUCUGACCCUGUAGACCGUGCCUACUUUGCUGUGUUUGACGGUCACGGAGGGGUGGAUGCUGCAAAGUUUGCUGCAACGCACGUGCACGCCAACGCUGCCCGCCAGCCAGGGCUGACCUUGGACCCUGCAGGUGCCCUCAGGGAAGCCUUCCGGCUCACCGACGAGAUGUUCCUCCGGAAAGCCAAGCGAGAGCGGCUGCAGAGUGGCACCACAGGUGUGUGUGCACUCAUCGCAGGAAGCACCCUGUACAUCGCCUGGCUUGGGGACUCCCAGGUCAUCCUGGUGCAGCAGGGAGAGGUGGUGAAGCUGAUGGAGCCCCACAGGCCCGAGCGACAGGACGAGAGGGAGCGCAUUGAAGCACUGGGUGGCUUUGUGUCCCACAUGGACUGCUGGCGAGUCAACGGGACCCUGGCCGUCUCCAGAGCCAUUGGGGAUGUUUUCCAGAAGCCCUACGUGUCCGGGGAGGCGGACACGACCUCGAGGGAGCUGACCGGCUCAGAGGACUACCUGCUGCUCGCCUGUGACGGCUUCUUUGACUUCGUGCCCCCCCAGGAGGUCACUGGCCUCGUCCAGAGCCACUUGGCCCGGCACCAAGGCUGUGGGCUUCGUGUUGCUGAGGAGCUGGUGGCUGCCGCCCGGGAACGGGGUUCCCGUGACAACAUCACCGUCCUGGUGGUCUUCCUCAGGGACCCCCAGGACCUGCUGGAGGACGGGCUCCGGGAGGUGAGGGAUUCGCCCUCUGACCUCUUGGAGCCUGAGACCAGCACAGCCCAGAGAAGCUAGGGGGCCUGAGCCCUGUCCCCCUGGCCCCACCCUGUGACUCUUCCCCUUGGUUGGUUUAGGAAAAGAGUGGGGAGGGAGCCGCCAUGCAGUGCAUUCCCCAGGACCCCCGCUGCUGGAGGCGCUUGCGUCAUGCCUGUCCCAGUGGCUGUGGAACUGCAUCACGUUUUGGGGGGCGCACCCCGCUUUCAGCGGCCAUGGGGUAGCCACCAAUCUCAAAAGAAAACCUAGGAAGAGAUCUCACCAAAGAGAAGCUGAGUGGCAAGUGGCUCCAUACUGUGCUCCCAGCUUCUAUCGAGGGCAGCAGGCACGUGGGGCCAUCCAGGCAGGGUGUCCAACACAGGUUUCUUGCGUGCACCCCCACCAUGGCCACGGCUGAGGGAGGGCUCUUUUGGCACAUAUGCCUGGUGGUGGCCUCUGGUUGGCUGUUCGUGCUGGCUUCCCAGAGAGGAGACAGUGUCCCCACUGGGAAGAGCGAGUGGCUUGCAGCAGCCUCGGGCCUACGGGGCCUCUGGUCCCCAUGCCUCCUCCGUAGUCAGCCUAGGAACCAGCGACAUGUGGGUGUCGUGUGUGUGUGUAUGUGUGUGUGUGUUGUCCAGGGGAAAGUCUUAACUCAGAAGCAGUAUUUCAGGUUUUGUCUUUGUCUGUGCCAAGGUGACCUGUCGUGUCAUAUAAUUUAAGCAGAACUCAGCAUUUAUUUUAUUCCUCAGAAAACUCAUGUAUUUACCUUUUUCUUUUUUUUACACUGUAUUUAGGGGAAACUUUUUUGCAGUGUUACCGAACUUUUUUUUUCUAAAUCAGGAUCGAAACAAACCUUUUCCAGGUGGUGUUGAUAAGCCACUCAAGUGCCUUAAACAGCUUCCGGUGGGGCUGAGACUGCUGGUCUGGUGGGUUCCAGUCGGCCUGGUUAGGUUUUUACAGCAGCAGGACUCCUGUUGUAGUGCGUGGUUUUAGCCAGGAUUCUUUACGGUGGAGUUCCUUCUGCCUCUUUGCGAUACACCAUGGUGGUUAGCCGACAGGCCAGAUGCCCGCAAGUGCAGUCCUGAGUGGCUGGCAGGAGCCAGCGCUGUCACAGGAGGCAGGGAAUGUGGGUUUCUGGGGUGACCGCGGCCCCCUUCGGCCCCCCAAACUCUCUUGGCCCUACUGCUUGUGUCCCCGGCUGGACCCCAGGCAGAAGGACCAAGUUCUGUGAGGGGGGCUGCUCUAGGUUUCUCCCACAGCUGUUUGACUGGAACGUUCCAGAAUUUCUUACAUCACCGUGGUUGGUUUCAUUGGGAAAUACGGCUUAGGAUACUCUAGCAAGCCAGGGUCCAGCCUGUGGGCCUCUGGCUCUGUGUGGAGGUGGCACAGAUGCCGCUGAGGGUCCUGGCAGCUCCGGUGGGUUCUGGUUCCCAGUUGUUGCCCGACCCCUGGGCUGCAGCCCCUCAUUUCUCCCUGGGGGCUGGCAGCCGUCCUGCCUUGCUCUGCCCCAUAGCUGACCAGCACAGGACAUGCCCUGACAUUUUCGUAGCUUCUACCUUUCACCAGCUGUGAAGAAACCUCAUGUUUCCUAGUGCACCCUAGUAUCCGACGAGGUCGGGGUGACUCGGGAAGCACACAGAGUGAAUAGGAUGUACAUGCAGUCAGCAAGUGGCUAUGCAAGGGCUCCAGGGAGGUCUCAGAGGCUACCAGAGGGACAGGUGGCUCUGGGAGAGGACUCAGCGGUGGGCAGGGCUGGGAUGUGCAGAGUGACUUAGCUGAUGCUUCGGGAGUGUUAGGGGAGGGGAGGCUAGAACACCUUGGAGGCAUUUGGAGUGCACCCCUAGACAGUGAGGCCAAGGCAGGCUAUGCAGGGAUACUGGUCCCAGCUGCCCCUGAGGGACCCCCGGAGAGGAGGCGGCCAAAGUGGGAGGCUUCACCCAGCUUCCAGGAAGGUGAACAAGGUCUUUGAGAGCCUCUCGUGCCAGGUGGGGGGCAUUCGCUCCUCGUUCCUGUCAGGCUGACAGAGUGGGCCUGACCACUGAAUGCCUUGCCCAAGGGCUCAUGAUAACAGUACCUUCAACGUAGAUCCAGUUAGCUUGGAGAAUGCCUGACCACCUGGACCAGCAAGGCACUGCUUGGCCUAACUUGGCCCCACUGCCUUCUGGGGCUAGAAGCCAGGGCUCCAUGUCCUCUCGCAGCACAGUGCUGGGCCAGGCAUGGUGACGAAGCUCCGUCCCCACCAGCCAGCUUGUCUGCUGAUGGGCGUGACCUUGACUGGGGAGCAGUCAGGCUUCUGCUUUUCUCUCUUAGCUCAUCAUGUUCCUUGUAUUGCUGCCACAGUGGAGUUGCACCCCGGGGAGGUUUGAAUCACACCACUCAGAGAAGAUGUGGUUUGGUUCACGCCCUGGCCCAAGGAUCUAUCAGGAAAUGGCCUCAGCCAGACAGGGAAGCCCCUUGUCCAGGCACCAUGGGGAGGUGGUGGCCAGCUUGGCAGAGGCCUUCUGCUGCCCUUGCCUUGGGGUGGGGGUGGGUAUUUUCUCCCUCUGCAGGGGCUGGCCUUUCCCAUUUCAGCCUGGGGGUGGGUGGAAGCCAGGUGUUUUCAGGGCCACUUCCUCUUACUGUAGUCCAGGCCCUCCAGGCCACGGAUAUCUUACUGUAGGAGCUGAGCCAUGGGUGCGCCUCUCUAGGCCUGAGUUUCCCCUUUGUAAGACUUGGAGGUCACAGAGUCUGCAGCAGCUGCACCUCCUAGAAUUCCAGAGGUGCAGAGGCCACUGGGGCAGAGCCUGGGGGUGUUCCCUCCCCCACCCCAAGCAGGGAGGGAUGAUUAAGUAUUAGUGUCUAUUCUUAAAGUUCAGUGGGUUGGAGAAGCUACAGAUGCCAGCACCUUAUAUGGAAUACAAAAGCUGGAGAAACAGGGCCCUGCUCUUAAAAGUACAGCUGAUUCCAGAGAGUGAAGGCUGCAGGAGUGGGAGGUGUGGGCAGCCAGCAGGGGUGAGGCUGGGGGGGCAGGCCUGCGGGGUGCCUAUGGGGCAGGGCUCUGCUGGAAGGCUGUUCUAGUUAAGCUUCCUAACCUCCAGGAAGCUGGAGUCAGAUGCAGGCCCCAGCCUAGAACUAGGAAAUAGGGCUGUCUCGAAGGGGGCAGAGCGGUCUUGUAUGGGCUCCACGAGGUCUUGUCCGCCUUGGGAAGCAGCCUCAAAACACUGGCUCCAGUUCUUGCCCCCUCCCCUGCAGUGUAUGGGGCAUCCCGGCUACCAGGAGCCCAGUGGAAGCAAAUGGGCCUGUGUAGUCCGCUCUACUUUUCGUUUGAUUUUGUCUCUGAAGCCAAAGUGGGGCUGUGAGGGGGUGGGUCUCAGAGUUUUCACCUCUCCUCUGCAGCACCCUUCCACACCACACCCUGAGCUUUGCCAAACAUGCCGAGCUUUGCCAAUCCAUGCCCCGGCAGCUGUGCCGGUUUUUCUGUGCCAUUUCAGUGGGUUUCCUAGGAGCUGUGUUCCCAUUUUCAGGGACAGGUUGGUCCACAGGAGAUAGGCAGCCACCUCCCAGGAGGCCCACUGUGCUGAGUGUUAAUAAACUGAAUUCAAAAACCCUG